GAUGUUGUGAGGAACAGGGACGCAGCAGGCUACAAGCGAUGGCAUCGUCCAACAUUUUCUCCACAGUUUGCGCAGCUGUGAAGUAGCUGUAACUCAACAAGAAGGUGGGAGCGCCGCUCAGUGUUUCCAUGGCCGUCGGCUGAUGGGCGAAGCGAUGCGGCACCACUGGCUGCUCCUAGGGGCUUGCGGCUGGGUGCUGCUCAUCCUGAUGUUUGCCAGCAAGUUCAUCAGCUUCAGAGCUGUAGAUGACUAUGGAGAGAGGGUUGGUGGUCAGAGUUGGACAGUGCCAGGCACCAAGGGGGUUAAACCUCUUCCUGUUUCCAGGCCAGAAAAACCAGCUCCAAAGCUGUCUGAUCAGCCCUCAGCAGCUGCACCCACACGGGCAGAUUGGCAGUCAGUCGGCGAGAGGCGAAUCGAGUUGCUCUCAACAGUAUGUAAGAACAGCAGCCUCAGGAAUUUGACUCACGUCUCCAUCAGCAAGUUCGUCCUGGACCGCAUCUUUGUCUGCGACAAACACAAGAUCUUGUUCUGCCAGACGCCUAAAGUGGGCAACACACAAUGGAAGAAGGUCCUCAUUGUGCUCAAUGGAGCGUUCUCCACUGUGGAGGAGAUCCCAGAAAACCUCGUACAUGACCAUGAGAAGAACGGCCUGCCCCGUCUCUCAUCACUCACGCCACAGGAAAUUACUCACAGAUUAAACACUUACUUUAAGUUUUUCAUCGUGAGAGAUCCCUUUGAGCGCCUGAUUUCUGCAUUCAAGGACAAGUUUGUCAAGAACCCGCGCUUUGAGCCUUGGUACAAGCAUGACAUCGCUCCAGCCAUCAUCCGUAAGUACCGCAAGAGCCACAGAUACAGCGACCUUGCUGCCUCUGGCCUGCACUUUGAGGACUUUGUCCGUUAUUUGGGUGAUAUGGAAGGGCGUCACCGCAUGGACAGGCAGUUUGGUGAGCACAUCAUUCACUGGGUGACUUAUGCAGACUUGUGCGCACCAUGUGAAAUACACUACAGUGUGGUGGGCCACCAUGAGACACUGGAGCAAGAUGCCCCGUACAUCCUCAAAGCAGCGGGCAUCGACCAGCUGGUGUCCUACCCAGCCAUUCCUCCAGGCAUCACCCGCUACAACAGGACCAAGGUGGAGCACUACUUCUCAGGCAUCAGCAAGAGGGACAUCAGGCGUCUCUACGCACGUUACCAGGGUGACUUCCACCUAUUUGGUUACCCAAGCCCAGACUUUCUACUGAACUAAAAUGAUUAACACUGGCUAAAAGACAUGUUUUCAUAGAAAUCCUCACAUUUUUGGAUUCCUGAAACAGGUGGUGGAGAUGGAGGUUUAUUGUAGCUGACUGACAGACCUAGAUGGCUGGUACGCAGUAGAUUGCACAAUGUAACAUAUUUGCAGUGACUGAACAGUGCUGCCUAAUAUUCAUAUGUGUUUAACAGUUUUAUUGAGAGAGGAGAUCUGUGAGGCCUGGAUACGCUGAAGAGAGGCACAUAGUGAGAUUUAGCUGUCAAAUACAGGUACAGAUCAAAUGGAGACACAUUUGCUAUCUUGUAUUUAAUGUUAAUUAUCCUCGUAUGUCAAAGAGGUGUACUCUGUAAUGCCAGGGAUACAGGCCCGUUACCCUGUAAUGUAGCUAUUAUACUGCACUGUAUGAAUCACCAGUAACAAUGAUUCAUCCUAUCGAGGAAAGCUAUGGACAAUGCUACGCGUUUUGACAUGUCUUUUCUGUACUUCUUGCCAUCAUGCUAGACGUAGGCGAAGAUAGUCUGUAUCAGGGAUGCUCAAAUUUGUGGACAAGGCAAGUGACCGGCAAGAAUACAAUAAGAAUUGAUUGGACGCUGAUAUUUUUCAUCGAUGUUUCUAUGAGCUGCAAAUCAGCGUUAACUUUCUACAUUUUUUUACCAUUGGUUUUUGCUUUGUGCAAGUUAUGUGGAUGUCUCGUAGGACAGUACAUUACUCUUCAACUAUCAUGAAGUAGCAUCAGAAUGGUCCAAAAAAUGCCUGUCACCCUGAAACAAAGACCUUGGUCUUGCCCUGAUCCACGCUGUAGACAUUGUUCCAGUUGUUUCGCCUUAACUAAAACUGACGAAAGUUAUCAAAUGUGUUUGACUCCUUGUUUUCGGCUGUUACUGCGCUGGGACGUUGAAGGAAAUUGGCACUGGAUUUUAAAGCGUCAUUUUUCUAUCAGAAAUGUACUGUGUAAAUGUUCUUAACAUGACUUGCAACUCAACAUUUGUAUUACAUGUUGCUAUUUAUAAUAUUAACCUGCUGACUGGUGGCGCGAUCAGUACCUCAGUUCUUAGAUGGUACUGCUUCUCUGCAACCACCUGGUGACCUUUUGGACAGGUGGUCAUAAUACAAGGACAACACUAGUUCGUAAUAAAGUUCCAUGUGAAAUGAAAGAAUGUGUGUUGUUACAUUGCUGCUUUCUGGUAGGAGUGAGAAUACAUGAUGCACACAAAAUCAGUCUUCCUUUGCGAGGAGGAAAGCUUUUCAUGUCCAAAUUGUUGGUAAUGUGAGAAUAUGUAUGUAAAAACAAACUGAU
Messenger RNA from Chelmon rostratus (copperband butterflyfish), 2546 nucleotides. It is a transcript of the gene chst10, whose product is annotated as carbohydrate sulfotransferase 10. The coding region runs from base 143 to 1246 and encodes 367 amino acids. The transcript is spliced from 6 exons. Gene Ontology annotation, biological process: carbohydrate biosynthetic process; proteoglycan biosynthetic process. The record is from RefSeq and is a predicted model, not a curated record. NCBI's taxonomy places the organism in Eukaryota, Metazoa, Chordata, Actinopteri, Chaetodontiformes, Chaetodontidae. Gene Ontology annotation, molecular function: sulfotransferase activity. Gene Ontology annotation, cellular component: membrane.